CAGCGAAUAAUUUUAAUUAUAACAAAGUCGUUUCGGCUUCCUCUCCAAUAUGGCCGUAGCCGAUGGUCUCGAAAGGAAACUUUUACUAUUUGCCGUGUUAAGUCGCUGUGUGUUAAUAGUUCUGCAGAUCAUUUUUAAUAAUCUUAUUCCUGACCAUGAUGCUGAUGUAUUCAAUCCCCCCACAAAAGUGGAUUCAUCUCAUCCAAAUGGAGCUCUUGACUAUGUUGUAGAAACUACGCUUUGUGGACUUAAUCGUUGGGAUGCUAUUUAUUUCAUUCACAUUGCAGAGCAUGGAUACAUCUAUCAAAACAGUCUAGCCUUUUUCCCUUUGUUUCCAUUUCUUGUCAAACUCAUUGCAAACACAUUUUGUUAUAUUCUACAAUUUGUUUUGAUUUAUAGAAAUGUAAUACUUGUAUCAGCUGUUAUUUGCAAUGUGACAUUCUUUGCAUUAUCUGUGAUAUUGUUAUUUAGACUUGGUAGAAAUGUUUUGGAUAAUUGUUACACUGCAUAUAAAGCUUGUCUCCUUUUUUGUAUAAAUCCUGCAAGUAUUUUUAUGGUAGCAUCUUACUCAGAAACUUUGUAUUUUUUCUGUGUAGUGUAUGGGCUCUAUUAUUUAGAAAGCAGUAGAAAGAUGCUAACAGUGUUCAUGUUUGCAUUAAGCUCACUAGCAAGAUCUAAUGGAUUGCUUAAUAUUGGAUUUAUAUUAUAUGAUAGUUUUACAUUCUUGGGAAUGACUUUAAGAAGCUUCUUCUCUGGUAUUUCAAUCACAAAAAUGAAAACAAAAAUGUUGGCAUUUAGAAUUUUUACAUUCUUUAAUAUUAUGUUAGCUCAGUUAACUUACUUAUUCAUAUCAGUAGUUUUGUUCUUAGUGCCAUUUAUCCUGUAUCAAAUCUAUUAUGUGAAUGAAAUAUUUUGUAAAAUUGACACAAGCACUCUCUCUGCAAUUCCAGAUUAUUUAGUGACCUAUGGACUAAAUAGAGGUUAUCAUAUUAUUGGUGACAGUAUACCACCUUGGUGUAAUCUAACCAUCCCUCUGUCGUACAGUUAUAUACAGAGUUCUCAUUGGGGAGUAGGAUUCAUGAAAUAUUAUGAGCUCAAACAAAUUCCCAACUUCCUUCUGGCAGUGCCAGUGACAGUGCUGAGUGUGGGUUGUAUGUGGUGCUAUUUCAAGUGGAACCGAAGGACAUGUUUGACACUGGGAAUGGAGUCUGAUAUAACAGCAAUCAAGAAAAAUGAUGGAGAGAGAAGGUGUUUGUGGAACAAUCCCAGACUUCUUCCAUAUGUUGUGCAUAUUCUGAUGCUGACACUCUUUGGAUGGAUGUUCAUUCACAUACAGGUACUGACAAGAAUGCUGUUUUCCUCCUCACCCAUACUCAACUGGUUUGCUGCCUACUGCACCACAGAUGAAACAAAAACACAAGUUACCAUAAGAAACGAAUAUGAUGUUAUCAGACCAAGAGAGGACAUUUGCAAGGUGGAAAAUGAGGAGAACCUUCGACAUUCUCUGAAAAACAUUCUUACAGACCAGAUCGUAAAUUUCAGCACACAAAGCUUUGUUUCUAAACUAAUUUUGUGUUAUUUCUUAUUUUAUUUUACUGUUGGUACAUUUAUGUUUUGUAAUUUUCUGCCAUGGACAUAGUAAAUUUAAAAUGAUAAUUAA
Messenger RNA from Magallana angulata, 1660 nucleotides. RefSeq names its product GPI mannosyltransferase 2-like. The coding region runs from base 50 to 1639 and encodes 529 amino acids. Gene Ontology annotation, molecular function: alpha-1,6-mannosyltransferase activity; GPI mannosyltransferase activity. Gene Ontology annotation, cellular component: mannosyltransferase complex; endoplasmic reticulum membrane. Lineage: Eukaryota; Metazoa; Mollusca; Bivalvia; Ostreida; Ostreidae. The record is from RefSeq and is a predicted model, not a curated record. The transcript is spliced from 3 exons. Gene Ontology annotation, biological process: GPI anchor biosynthetic process.